Penicillium antarcticum is the source of this 717-nucleotide messenger RNA. RefSeq lists its product as uncharacterized. Gene Ontology annotation, molecular function: ribonucleoside-diphosphate reductase inhibitor activity. NCBI's taxonomy places the organism in Eukaryota, Fungi, Ascomycota, Eurotiomycetes, Eurotiales, Aspergillaceae. Gene Ontology annotation, cellular component: cytoplasm; nucleus. The record is from RefSeq and is a predicted model, not a curated record. The transcript has a single exon. The coding region runs from base 1 to 717 and encodes 238 amino acids.
AUGCCGUCUCUCGUGGCCUCCGCCCCCUCCAACAGUACGCUGUCAAAGAAGCGCCGCUUCCAACCUCCCAUCACGGGAUACUUCACAACCGCUUCCCAGCCAGUGCCUAGUGGGACACCUGCCGUCUCACACCAUCACCAUUACUCCGCUGCAACAUUCUCUGCUACACCUGUCGUCCCGGCCAAAGUGCAAUCUUCUCUCCUAUCCGUCGGAAUGCGGGUUCGGAAGUCCGUGGCAGAGGGUUAUAGAACCCACAUGGCUAAGACUGAAGAGAAGGUUCCACUUCAUGCAGGUGUCGCUCAGACUCCCGCUGCUCAACCUUGCAGCGCCGAACUUACUCCUUUCUCUGGCUCUACCAAACGGCCGUUCGACCACGAUGAAUAUCUUGUGAAUGAUGACGGGGAUGCCUUUUCGAUUCCGCCGAGUAGUCAGCAGUCUACAUCGUCAUAUACGGGGGCGUUGGGUGGCCACAAGAGAGAUUUGGAUUUCGACAGUGACAUGCUUGACGAUAAGGAUUACUAUCCGCAAUCCAACACUUUCAAUGACGAGUCCUGGCAAGAUAACUCGUCGGGAGUGGGACAGAGCCGUCGAAUCCUCGCUGUGCGUCGCAACAUGGUCCAACAGCCUGCUAUGGACUUGGAUGACUUUGAGGAAGCCUCUUUCCUUCGCCGCCGAGAAGAAGUUGAUGCAGACUAUGCCCAUAUGGAUUGCGCUUAG